AUGACUUCUCGAUCUGCCUGGACAGAAGCGUACAAAACGUAUCGGGAGGAAGCCGAACGCGAUAAACAGAACGCUGCAUUGGACCAAGGUUACAGCAAACCACUGUUUCAAUCCACGUCCUCUAUCACCAUAGAUCGAGGUCCGCCAUAUUUCCAGUCCAACUUGUCCUCUGCACGAGACCCUUCCGCAUCCUUUCAAGGCUCAUCCCUCGCCACAUCCUACACGGGGUCUCCACAAGCCUCGUCUGACCCCGGAGGACAAUAUUCAUUCUCCUCAUACGACAGUCAGAGUGUCGCAACCUCCCGGCCUACUCCUGCGCUUCUCAACUGGGAACCUGACUCUCCUUCCCUCGAUUGUUACGAUUUCAUUGUUAAAGGAAGGGAACCAUAUUUUAGACUGAAAUCAAACUUUGUAGCCACAGAUGUGACACCAGAAGUUGUCUACCUCGACCUUGAAGCGAUCCCAAAGAGAGGAAUAUAUCGAUGCGUAUAUCCAUUCGACUGUACAGGGAAACAGACAGUCUUCACCCGACCCGCCGACCUCGAACGGCACUACAAAAAUGUUCAUAGCACACAAGGCCCCAACCAGUUCCGCUGCGAUUACUCAACAUGUGGUCGACGUUCACAGCCUUUCACUCGUAAGGAUCAUUACCGUGACCAUCUCAGAGACUAUCACAAGGAAGACGUCGGGUCUGCCAAGAAGGGGAGCAGAAAUCCCAUAAACGCGAAUGGGAAUAUCUGCAGUCGCAGUGGUGGAAAGAUCGAAACGUUUCAGAUCAGUGGUGGAGAUGUGUUUGUCUGGAAAGGGUACAAGUGAAUUCCAACGGGUGGAGUUGUCCCGUCUGCAAGAGGGAAUGUGAGGAUGAUCGAAGGAAGCUGAGGGAGAACACGAAGCAAGGCAAACAAAGGCUUGGUAAUGACAAUGAUGGAUACCCCGCAUCAUUCCGACCCGAGGAUACUGAGACGGCUUUCCAAUGUUCUUAUUGUGAGGACGCAGGCUGGGUUGAUAACGGUGUCGGGGAUUACGUAGAAUGUUCAAGAUGCUCAGCGGGAUACUCUGGAUCGAAAUGGUGAUAUUUUGAGC
Messenger RNA from Mollisia scopiformis, 1083 nucleotides. RefSeq lists its product as uncharacterized. The transcript is spliced from 2 exons. The coding region runs from base 1 to 816 and encodes 271 amino acids. The record is from RefSeq and is a predicted model, not a curated record. NCBI's taxonomy places the organism in Eukaryota, Fungi, Ascomycota, Leotiomycetes, Helotiales, Mollisiaceae.